This is a messenger RNA of Sodiomyces alkalinus F11, 1440 nucleotides long. RefSeq lists its product as hypothetical. Bases 1 to 1440 code for a protein of 479 amino acids. Lineage: Eukaryota; Fungi; Ascomycota; Sordariomycetes; Glomerellales; Plectosphaerellaceae. The record is from RefSeq and is a predicted model, not a curated record. The transcript is spliced from 6 exons.
AUGCCGACAGGAGAAGAAGAGCAACGGAGGGAGAAGAAGGGAGGAGUGAUUGGCAAAGCGAAAGGGACGAUGCCGUCUGAGAUGUCAUGGCGUUGCUGCGAGGGCCAGUUCUUCCCUCUAUCGAUGUCCUUCCUUGUGGCUUGCCUCGUUGAGGCGAUUUGGACCAUCCCUGCAGUAGACAUGACGGAGAUGGCAGACAGAGAUAGCAGAGAUGGUGCGCCGGCGGACAAGGAAGUGUACAUUACCCCACCUUCAGCAUUCCCUUUCAACUACUUCUUUUCCGACGGUGACUCGCAGCUCAGCAUUCCUCCGCCUAUCACCCACCAACCACCCACCUAUUUGCGCCGUCUCCUCGCCAACCUUCUUUUUCCUCUUCCCACCACCGAGUUUUUGCUCUCUUCGAACCAUCCUCACCAACCAACAUUGUCAUUUUCGCCACCCGAUUACCAUACUGAACCUCGCUGUCGCCCAUUCACCACCACUUAUCACCACCAUACUACGUCUUCGGACGGAAACAUAAACAUCAUGCUCAUGCCCUCUGCGUUUGCCUGCGACCUGUCGCAGCAGCAGCAACACCACCAAUCCACACCUCGCACUCGUCUUCAAGCCGCCCUCCUCGCCUCUCCUCCCGCCAGCCCUCCCUCGCUCUCGAGCCAGGGCGCGUUCGGCGACAUUUUCAGCACCUGCCGCUCUCUCCAGACCCUCCUGUCGACGCCUCCCCCACAACCAGUCGAUGAUCCCGUUCCCGCGACACAGCUACCCACCCCACCUCUGGCGUAUGCGCCGCCUCCGCUGAAGCUGCGCCUGCGCCCGCGACCGACCAAGCCAGACGGCCCAAGCGACCACCUACCGCGCAAGAAAAUCAUCAAGCGCGCCCCUCCGCGCGGCGCGAACAAGCGUCGCCGCGCCCUCCACGACGAGGCCGAGGACGAGGACGAGGACGAGGACGAUGGCGAUACCUCGCAGAGCGAUCUCGAGUCCUCCCCCCUGCGUCGCCAUUAUCCCACAGAACCCCGCACGCCUCCCGCGCCCCGGACACCCAAGCGCGCGCGCAUCGCUCCCGAGGUGGUUCCUCUCGGGCUUGAGCGGUCCGACUACCAUAAUCUGCGUUUGCUCGAGCUGGGCGGCGCAAGCGACUGCAACAACAGCAACAAUUUCACUUUGCGGGAUGCAGCGAGAGGGGCAGAGCCGCAAGGGACCAACCUCGAGGUAGAGGCCGACGGCGAGUCGUGGAGCGUUGAGGAUGACAGGAUCCUGGUGGAGCUGGUCCUGGAGAAGCUGAAGCUCACAAAGACCGAGUGGCAAGACUGCGCUCGCAACCUUGGGAAAGAUCGCAAUGCGUUGUCGCGUCGGUGGAAGAGUUUGAUGUCCAAGGGAGAUGUUGGGCUGAAGGGGACGCGGGCAAGCAGGAGAGUCAAAAUCCAUGCUACCUGGAGGUGA